Molecule: messenger RNA, 483 nt
Organism: Eremothecium gossypii ATCC 10895
Lineage: Eukaryota; Fungi; Ascomycota; Saccharomycetes; Saccharomycetales; Saccharomycetaceae
Gene: RPL21A
Product: 60S ribosomal protein eL21
Exons: 2
Coding region: 1-483 (160 amino acids)
Biological process (GO): translation
Cellular component (GO): ribosome; cytosolic large ribosomal subunit
Molecular function (GO): structural constituent of ribosome
Source: RefSeq, marked provisional
AUGGGUAAAUCUCACGGUUACAGAUCUCGUACUCGUUACAUGUUCCAAAGGGACUUCAGAAAGUCCGGAACUAUCCCAUUGUCCACCUACUUGAAGGUGUACAAGGUUGGUGACAUUGUGGACAUCAAGGCUAACGGUGCCAUUCACAAGGGUAUGCCACACAAGUUCUACCAAGGUAAGACCGGUGUCGUCUACAACGUCACCAAGUCCUCUGUCGGUGUCAUCAUCUACAAAAUGGUCGGCAACAGAUACAUUGAGAAGAGAUUGAACUUGAGAGUUGAACACAUCAAGCACUCCAAGUGCAGACAGGAGUUCUUGGAGAGAGUGAAGGCCAACGCUGCCAAGAAGGCCGAGGCUAAGGCUCAGGGUGUCGCUGUUCAGUUGAAGAGACAGCCAGCUCAGCCAAGAGAGUCCCGUGUUGUCUCCACCGAAGGUAACAUCCCACAAACUUUGUCCCCAGUUCCAUACGAGACUUUCAUCUAA